AUGCUGCCCACGCCCCUUUCUCGGUCAUGCCCCUUCCGGUCCCUCCCCCAGCGCCGCGCCCCGUCCUCUCAGGCCGUGCUCCGGCUCUCUACGCUUCUUCCGUCCGGUGCCUUUCCUGGCUGCGGCUCCCUCAGACCUCGCGUGUUCGGGCCGCUGCCCCGCGUCGGCCCUGCGCUGGAGUGGUCGGUGUCGGACCCCGUGGCCCGGGCCGGGGAGGCACCCUGGGCGGCCCUGGAGGCCCCCGCCCGCCUCCUGCUGCAGGCGCUGCAGGCGGGGCCCGAGGGCGCCCGGCGCGGGCUGGGGGUUCUUCGCGCCUUGGGCCGCCGCGCCGAGCACUUCCCCUGGGGCGGCUUCCUCGAGGCGCUGGGCCGCACAGAGCCCGAGGUGCGGGGCCCCGACGGCCGCCUGGAGCUGACUCCACUGCUGCUACAGUUGCCCGGGGUAUGCCGGAAGAACCUGAUGACCCUGCUGAUGGCUGUUCGACCCUUGCUACCUGAGAGCGGCCUCCAUUCUGUGCUGCACCUUGCCCAGCAGGACACAGCAUCUACUCCUGAUGCCUGGCUCCAUGCCCUCGCGGUGCUGCUAAGAAGGGAUGUGGGGACUGGAGUCUCUGUGGAGGGAACCUCUCCAUUGUCCCCAGGCUGUCAGUCACAGCUCCGAGACCUGUGUGGACACCUGGGCCGGGGCGGUAGGGGCCUGAAAUUGGCUCCAACUCUAGAGGACCAGCACUUGCAGCUCCGUGGGAAGCGGAGGAAGGAGCCAGAGGAAGAUCCUGCCAGCCCUGAGUCAGAGAGAGCCCCUAAAAGGUUCCGGAGUUUGGAGGACGAGAAGAAGGACCAGGAAGAGAGACCCAAGUUAGAGUCCCGGGAAUCCCCAUCAGAUGCAGGAGGCGUGUCCCCUGACCCAAAGCGGACUGCUACUGAGGCGGAGACUCCUGAGACUGGCCCGGGUGUGGAGGAGGCCAAGGGUCCAGCUGAAAGGGUGGAGUUGCCCCAAGCUGUCCAGGACCAGGUGCCCAGACUGCAGCAGCUGCUGAAGGCCUUCCAGGAGGGGCUGGAGGGGUUGGAAGAUGAGCCCCCAGGGGACCUGCAGUUUCUCCAUGAAUGUGGUCCCAGCCAGAUGGAGUUGCUCUGCAGCCAGCUGCAGCUGAAUCAGCUCCCUGAUGGAGGCCUCCUGCAGUUCUGCAGCUACCUGCUGAGUCUCACACCAGCCCUCAGCAUCAGCAAUGCCUCCAUCUUGGCCAGGAGCCUCUUUCUUGACCGGAUCCUCUCCCUGCCAUCCUCCGCCUCUAGGCUGCUCAGAGCUGCCCUUGUCUCCUUCUGUGUGAAGUACACCUACGUUGUCUGCAAGACCCUGCUAGUUCCCCUACUCCAGGACCCGAGCAUGGGUCCUGUGCAGACCGAGCUACUGUGCUGUCUUGUAAAGGAUGAGUCCUUGGAGCCAGACAUGCAGGUCCGGAUUCUGGGGCAGGUCCUGGAGCUGGCCUGGAGGGAGGAGACGUUCCUGGUGUUGCAGGCACUCCUGGAGCGGCAGGUGGAGAUGACCCCUGAGAUGUUCAAUGUCUUGGUGCAAAGGCUCUGCAGAGAGGCGCCAGCAGCCACCACCUCCAUGCCCUACGCCAAGCUGAUGCUGACAGUGAUGACCAAAUACCAGGCCAGUAUCACAGAGCAGCAGAGCCUGGACCUGGCUGUGGCCCUAGAGCCCAACGCCACCUUCCUGAAGAAGUCCCUGCAGGCAGCGUUGAGACAUCUAGCCCGCUGACCACCCACAAGGACUCGGUUCCCUGACCCCUUGCCUCGGAACACACACAGCACAGCCAGCUCAGGAGUCAGCUGCCCUGGUGUCCAACACUCCUGGCUGGGCGGAGGCCUUCUUGACUUUACAGAGGAGGCCUUAGGCUCUGUACUGGCUACCACUCCUGACACAGUACAGGGACAGUGGAGGACCAGCGGUAGAUGGCAGUGUCCUGGGAGAGCGGGCUCCAGUGUGCUCAGGGCGAAUCUUUUGUCCUCAGGUGUAUGUUGUGACCCUCCUUUUCUGUUUGUUUCUGAACUGAAUAACUUUGCAAUAGUUUUUAAUAAGAAAAAAAAAAAGCUCA
Molecule: messenger RNA, 2098 nt
Organism: Arvicola amphibius (Eurasian water vole)
Lineage: Eukaryota; Metazoa; Chordata; Mammalia; Rodentia; Cricetidae
Gene: Fance
Product: FA complementation group E
Exons: 10
Coding region: 1-1761 (586 amino acids)
Biological process (GO): interstrand cross-link repair
Cellular component (GO): Fanconi anaemia nuclear complex
Source: RefSeq, a predicted model, not a curated record